Messenger RNA from Oncorhynchus kisutch (coho salmon), 2604 nucleotides. Its product is annotated as cytochrome P450 3A27-like. Gene Ontology annotation, molecular function: steroid hydroxylase activity; oxidoreductase activity, acting on paired donors, with incorporation or reduction of molecular oxygen, reduced flavin or flavoprotein as one donor, and incorporation of one atom of oxygen; heme binding. The record is from RefSeq and is a predicted model, not a curated record. NCBI's taxonomy places the organism in Eukaryota, Metazoa, Chordata, Actinopteri, Salmoniformes, Salmonidae. The coding region runs from base 249 to 1805 and encodes 518 amino acids. The transcript has 13 exons.
AGCUAGCAUUACACAGGUGCUUUUCCGACGGGAUACAAUAACAACUUGUAACGCUCUCAAACAGAGCACGGAGAAGAGCAACGGUCGGUAGUCGAGAUCUGCCGCGUCACAGAAGAACCACACUAGAACCUUACAGAAAAAAACACAACUCAAAAUCUGUCAGACCAGAAGUGAACUUGAACGAGACUGAGAGAAAACGGAGCCUUUGUUUUCAGAAGCAGCAGGGAGCCGAACCGGAGGAAAAGAUUAUGAGUUUUCUGCCAUACUUCUCCGCUGAGACCUGGACCCUCCUGGCCCUCCUCAUCACCCUCAUUGUAGUGUACGGGUACUGGCCCUAUGGUGUAUUCACUAAGAUGGGUAUCCCUGGUCCCAAACCCCUACCUUACUUUGGCACAAUGAUGGAGUAUAGAAAGGGUUUCACUAACUUUGACACAGAGUGCUUUCAGAAGUACGGGAGAAUCUGGGGGAUCUAUGAUGGGAGGCAGCCUGUUCUGUGUACCAUGGACAAAAGCAUGAUCAAGACCGUCCUGAUUAAAGAGUGUCACAACAUCUUCACCAACCGCAGAAACUUUGCGUUUCUGAACGGUGAGAUGUUUGACGCGGUGUCCGUUGCCGAGGACGAUGCAUGGAGACGGAUCCGCAGUGUCCUCUCACCUUCCUUUACCUCUGGACGACUAAAAGAGAUGUUUGGUAUCAUGAAGCAGCACUCUGCUAACCUGCUGAAUGGAAUGAAGAAGCAGGCAGAUAAAGACCAGACCAUCGAAGUGAAGGAGUUCUUUGGGCCCUACAGUAUGGACGUGGUCACCAGCACAGCUUUCAGUGUGGACAUUGACUCUCUGAACAACCCUUCAGACCCCUUCGUCUCCAACGUCAAGAAAAUGACCAAGUUUGACAUGUUCAACCCACUGUUGCUCCUAUUCGUUUUGUUUCCCUUCAUAGGUCCUAUCUUGGAGAAGAUGAAGUUUUCUUUCUUCCCGUCUGCGGUGACAGACUUCUUUUACGCCUCGCUGGCUAAGAUCAAAUCUGGACGUGACACUGGGAACUCAACUAGUCGGGUGGAUUUCUUACAACUGAUGAUCGACUCUCAGAAAGGCAACGACACGAAGACAGGAGGGGAACCGACUAAAGGACUGACUGAUCAUGAGAUCUUGUCUCAGGCCAUGAUCUUCAUCUUCGCCGGCUACGAGACCAGCAGCAGUACUAUGAGUUUCCUGGCCUAUAACCUGGCAACAAAUCCCCACACCAUGACCAAACUGCAGGAGGAGAUUGAUACUGUGUUCCCCAACAAGGCUCCAAUCCAGUACGAAGCUCUGAUGCAGAUGGACUAUUUGGACUGUGUGUUGAAUGAGUCUCUGAGACUGUACCCCGUCAUGCUGCGACUGGAGAGGGUCGCCAAGAAGACGGUGGAGAUCAACGGCAUCGUCAUCCCCAAAGACUGCAUUGUCCUGGUUCCCACGUGGACCCUCCACCGUGACCCAGAGAUCUGGUCCGACCCUGAGGAGUUCAUGCCAGAGAGGUUCAGUAAGGAGAACAAGGAGUCUAUUGAUCCGUACACGUACAUGCCAUUUGGGGCGGGGCCCAGGAACUGUAUCGGGAUGCGCUUCGCCCUGAUGAUGAUCAAACUGGCCAUGGUCGAGAUCCUCCAGAGUUUCACUUUCUCCGUCUGCGACGAGACCGAGAUCCCAUUGGAGAUGGACAAGCAGGGUUUGCUGAUGCCCAAACGACCAAUCAAACUGAGGCUGGAGUCCCGUAGCAACACCCUUAGCAAUACCACCGCCACCUCUCUGACAAGUCCAACAGCAUGACCGAAUGCAGUAGCACCCUACCCUGUUGUACCCCCUCUCUCUCUCUCUCUCUCUCUCUCUCUCUCUCCCCACACACAAAAGGGCUUUACUACAGACAGAAAUACUUCUCCGCACGCCCCCUCUCCCCACUAAUGAUCCUGAGCUGGUGUGGUUACAUGUGGUCUGCCGUUGUGAGGCCGGUUGGACGUGCUGCCAAAUUUUCUAUCUAUCUAUCUAUCUAUCUAUCUAUCUAUCUAUCUAUCAGCUACUGAAUAUUCAGUUCUUUUCCUGACCCUGCUAUAGGCUACUGAAUAUUCAGGCUGGGAUUCAAUAGGGUACUUAAUAUAAUAUGAUAAUAAGAACUGCAUUCAUGAUAAAUGUUGCAUAUGUCAGUUCAAUCGGAAAUUACCUUUAAAAUGGCACAUAGCUGACAAAGCGCUGGGAUUGAAUCCUGGUCUCAGUCUCAUGCUUGGUUUGAGUAGGACUCAGAAACCAAUUUCCACCAGAUAAAAGAGAGAUAGUAAUAGUAUGGAUGCAUUAGAGGUACAUGUCUUGUUAAAGUUAGACACCAGGAGGUAGUAAAUCCAUGGCAUGAUGUCAUGUCUGGAUCCUGCACACUACUGGCUGGUGGCUGGAAUUCUCCUAGAAUGUAGAACUCUAGCUGGUGUUCUCUAGAACUGUACUCUCAUUCUGUUCCUCUGGGUGUUCUGCUGUCCAAUCAUUCCAAAAUAUAAUCUUUACUGUCUGUUGAGAUGAUCCCUGCAGCUGCUUGGUUUUAACUUUAAUCAUCACAAACCAAUAAAAUCAUCACACUAAUGAA